Molecule: messenger RNA, 1929 nt
Organism: Chara braunii
Lineage: Eukaryota; Viridiplantae; Streptophyta; Charophyceae; Charales; Characeae
Source: the annotation of a GenBank genome assembly
GGAUCAGGUCUUCGUAGCUUAUAUCAGACCUGUCACUGAGCCUAAAGAGGACAGCCCCAUGGAUCCAACCAUCAUCAAGCUGUUGGAAGAGUUCGAGGAUUUAACCGAGCCGCCAACAGGAGUAGUGUCGCGACCGAUCCAGCAUCGGAUAGAGAUAGAGCCUGGCAGUAGGACUCCUAAGGGAGCAAUUUACAGAAUGUCCCCAAGGGAGUUCGAGGAGCUGCGCAAGCAAUUAGACGAGCUUCUCGAGAAAGGUUGGAUUAGGCCCAGUUCGUCUCCUUUCGGAGCACCGGUUCUUUUUGUCCCCAAGAAAGAGGGAGAGUUGCGGAUGUGUAUAGACUAUAGGGGUCUUAAUGCGAUUACAGUGAAGAAUGCAGAACCACUGCCCCGUAUAGAUGAUCUAUUAGAUCGAGUGCAGGGCUGCAAGUACUUUUCAAAGAUAGAUUUGAAGUCCAGAUAUCAUCAGAUAGAGGUCCAUCCUGAUGAUCAGUACAAGACCGUAUUCCGGACUAGAUACUGGCACUAUGAGUUUAUAGUGAUGCCCUUUGGACUAACCAACGCGCCAGCUACCUUCCAGCGUUGUAUGAACGACUUGUUUAGACUGUGGUUAGAUAGAUUCGUAGUCGUAUAUUUGGAUGAUAUCUUAGUGUUUAGUAAGACCCUCCAGGAGCAUGAAGGUCAUCUGAGGCAGGUCUUGGAGAAGCUGAGAGAAGCUAACUUCAAGAUCAACGCGAAGAAGUGCAAAUGGGCCAAGACGCAAGUUCUAUACUUGGGCCAUGUGUUAGAUGGAGAUGGCAUAAAGCCUGAGGAUAGCAAAAUAUCAGCGAUCUGGGACUGGCCGACGCCCCGCACACUAACAAAAUUGCGGUCGUUCCUAGGCCUAGCUAAUUACUACAGGAAGUUCGUGAGGAACUUUUCUACUAUCGCUGUGCCCCUUCGCAGAUUGUUAUUUAAAGAUGCAAUCUGGUGUUGGGACAAAGACUGUACUUCGGCCCUGAAGAAGCUAAAGCGGGCCUUAAUAGAGUACCCAGUCCUCAAGGUAGCCAAUCCAUCAUUGCCCUUUGUUGUCACAACUGACGCAAGUCAGUAUGGAAUAGGUGAUGUGUUGCAGCAAGAUGAUGGCAAUGGGUAUAGACCCGUAGAGUUCAUGUCUGCUAGAAUGCCUUCAGAGAAGGUUGYGACAUCUACCUAUGAGAGGGAACUCUACGCUCUYAGGCAAGCCUUAGAACAUUGGAAGCACYACUUACUUGGGAGGCACUUCAAAGUCUAUUCAGACCAUGAGACGUUGAGGUGGUUAAGGACUCAGGCCAAGAUGACACCUAAGCUUACUAGGUGGGCCGCAGAGAUAGACCAGUAUGAUUUUGAGCUCAAGCCAGUGAAAGGAAAGUACAAUGUAGUUGCGGAUGCUCUGAGUAGACGAGCCGAUUACUUUGGGGCAACAGUGCAUUACUUAGAUAUAGGAACAGACUUGCAGCAAAGAGUCGAGGAAGCGUAUGCGCAGGAUCCUAUCUAUAGCGACCUCCUUAAGGGAGUUAAGGAAGCCCCGGAGACAGAACCUCAUUACCGCACUACUGAUGGGUUGCUGUUUGAGAAGACUAACGUAGUUGACCGUUUGUGCAUUCCUAACAGUGAGGAGAUCCGUAGUUUGAUCCUAGGGGAAUGCCACGACGCAGAGGGACACUUUGGUUGGCAAAAGACUUUAGCUAACCUCUCAUGCGCGUAUACGUGGUCGGGUAUGAAAGCUGACUGCAUAGAAUACGUACGCAGUUGCAAAGUGUGUCAGAGGAACAAGACCACUACGCGAGCCCCUCUAGGUCUUCUCAGACAGACCCGGACAUUCGGUGUCCAUUGACUUUAUGGAUACUGGGGUAAAGAGUAGGCAUGGCAAGAGCCAAGUCAUGGUCGUAGUUGAUAGAUUUAGCAAGUAUG